AUGUUGGCCGUGUUGGCUCUGGUUCUUCUGGUGUCCUGUGCAAGUGAGGGACGAAUUCUCAGUAAAUGUGAGCUGAAGUCCCAACUCGUGGCUGGUCUGGGAGGAAAUGUGCCUGGAGCUGUCACUAAUAGGCCUGGAAAUGUGACUACAAAUGUGCCUGUAGAUGUGACUGCAGAUGUGGCCAGAAAUGUGACUUUAAGUAUGCCUGGAAAUACUGCAAAUUUGACCCUGAUCGCCCAAAUCGUUUGUGCUGUGGAGCGUGUGUCGAAGUUCAACACCGGCCUGGUCACCACCAUCCAAGAGGACUCCAGACCUCAAGUGAGACCCCCAGUGAGACCCCCAGUGAGACCACCACAACGACCCAAUGAAAGACCAGGAGGAAGACCUGGUCGUCCGGGUGGAAGACCAAGGGGAAAGAGAUCCCACGUUGUGGCACAACUCAGGCGCCCAUCUAGAUUGCCUGUUGACAGUUCCGAGAGUUCCGAGAGUUCCGAGGAGAAUUCCAGAGAAAGGCCUCGUCUCACCACAAAACUGUUGGGAAUCUUCCAGCUGAGCAACCGCGUGGCCUGCGAUUCCGGAUCUGGCCAGAGUUUAAACAUUUGCAAAAUGAAAUGCAGCGCUUUGAUUGAUAAUGACAUCAGGGAUGACAUCGCAUGCCUUAAGACCCUGCUGGACAGCGCAAGGAUUGGCACUGUUUCAGCCUUCGCUUCUCCGCCCAAGCAACAGUUUAUUCUUUCUUUGAUCGAGUGCCGCAACGUCAAUCCUGCGCAGUACUUCGCUGGGUGUCCCUAA
Molecule: messenger RNA, 792 nt
Organism: Carassius carassius (crucian carp)
Lineage: Eukaryota; Metazoa; Chordata; Actinopteri; Cypriniformes; Cyprinidae
Exons: 5
Coding region: 1-792 (263 amino acids)
Source: RefSeq, a predicted model, not a curated record